Molecule: messenger RNA, 1457 nt
Organism: Sardina pilchardus (European sardine)
Lineage: Eukaryota; Metazoa; Chordata; Actinopteri; Clupeiformes; Clupeidae
Exons: 4
Coding region: 293-598 (101 amino acids)
Source: RefSeq, a predicted model, not a curated record
UACAGAUGGUACGACCCACACCAGGAAGGACGUCCUCAGUGUUGUCUGCUAGUUGUUUGUCUGCUAGUACAAUUAGUCUACACAUUGCAUUUAAUGUGUUGUUGUGUGAAUAAUUAUUUAUAAUCAGUUGAUUAUGAUAAUAACGUUAAACGCUUUAGGAAGUGAGCCACUUGACUUGACAUCAUAACGUUAGGCCGAUCUCGAGGUUAACGUUUAGGUUACGUUAGCCAUAAGGUUUCAAAAGUUGUAGGACAACUCGGUCAUUUGGACAACCAGACAUUUCUUGCUAAUCAUGUCGAUGGAAUAUAUGACUUCUCUCCACAAUAAACGACGCCAUGAAGAGGAGCAUGGUAACUGGGAAUAUCAACCGAAAAGGCUGUGCAGUGGAGUGGCUCAUUGUCGCAACAUUGAAUAUGGCGCGGUCGGCGAAAGUCCCAUGGAUACAUGGGAGAUCCAGCAGCAAGUCCUACCGAAUGGGAACACAGGCAACGGAGUCGUUCCUGUCAUGAGCACACCUCAAGGCAGGUCAUCUGCACAGUGCUGCCCGAGAUGUAUGGCGGGAGAGUCGGGACACAUUAACCACAUCAUGGGAUAUUGAUUAUGAUGAUCUACAGAAAUGCCUUUGCCAUAAGUGAGAGGAUGGUCAACCAAUCCUGUUUAGUAGAUGCCAGCUUGUCCCCCUGCACUAUGCAACACAAUGCAUACAGAGAGUGCCUUGCACAUUUCCUUGAUCUCUACCAAGUACUGUACAACUCCACUCCAGCACUGUUUACAUGUCCAGGUAUUUCUAAUGGCUGUAUGGCCAGUCAUCGGGUAAAUGAUUUCACACAUUCUAGAUGAAUGAGUUAAAUGUACUACUACAGUGUAGUUGAUAAAACAGCCGUCCUCAGGACAAAGCCAUGACCGUUUUAUAUGCAUAUUCACAAAGGGAACCUCCAAUCCAGGAAGUUUGUACAAAUAUAUAACACAUGCAGACACACUUGGAGAGAGACUAAAGUUGCUAUUAUCAGUCAUUGAUGAUUAGGAAUAGAAUUGUUGUUUGGUAUGCAAAUUAUUGUUCCUUUUGCAUAGUUCUAUGGUAUGGAAACAUUUAGGAAAUGUUUUGUAAUUACGAAUGGUCUGAUUAAUUUGGGAUGUUUGCCUUUACAAAAAGAUAACUGAUACAAUAAUUAGAAACAUUUCAAUAAUUUGAUUGAAAUGCUUUAAUUAUUUAUGGAUUGUAUUAAUUGGUGUAUCUCAUAGAUACUAAUGGAUUUAUAGAUAUAAAAUGACCCUGUUAUAAUGUCCAAAUUAAAAAUCUAUAUAUAUAUUUGGAGAAAUGUUGGGUAAAAACAGGUUUAUCAAAAAAAAAAAAAUCUGCAUUCAAAAUGUAGUAUCCGUAAACCUUUUCUUGGAUUUUGUUCCAUGUAAUUUUUGUAUAAACCAUGCAUUUUAAUAAUAGAAAUAUGUCAUCGACA